CCGUGCUGGCCGAUGCUGCAGCCUUGCUGAAACUUCAUAAGUCAUCUUGAAAUUAACAUCAUCCCUCAAAAGUCCCAGCCUCCAGCUUCACUUCGUCGCAGAUCUUCCAAGAUGGUUGGCUUUCAAGAGAUUGUGGUGGCAGCACUGUCCUGUAUAACCGCGCCAAUCAUUCUUCUGUGUAUCUAUCGAUUAACGCUCCACCCAUACGCUAAGUAUCCUGGACCUAUUCUUGCAAAGUUGACGUCUCUCCGAGCUGUCCACUAUGCGCACACCGGUAACAUGCACCUGGACAUUGAAAGAUGUCACCAGAAAUAUGGUAAAUUCGUUCGCUAUCGACCAAAUGCAAUCAUCGUAAACUCGCCAGAUGGGUAUCAAGAUAUUUACGGUAAUGGGAAAAAAGUCAAGAAGGCCAGAUCAUACAAGGUCCAUGGGAUGACGAAUCUCAUCGGAAUUCAAGACAAGAAAGAGUACACCAAACAAAAGAAGAUAAUGCAGCCAGGCUUCUCAGAUUCUGCAAAUCGAGAACACGAGCCAAAGCUGAUCCGGGAAAUCGACACGUUCAUCGAGAAAAUCUCAGAGAAUGAAACGUCUGAGAAGGCUACUGAUGGGUGGUCUAAUCCUAAAAACAUGACGCUAUGGUGUAACUACCUCACUACCGAUGUCGUCAGUAACGUCAUCUUCACCACAUCGUGGGACCUCCUCACGUCAACUACAAAUCAUGGCAUCACAGAGACCUUCAAGACAAUCGUCCGCCUCAUUGGUGUUCUCCACCAAUGGCCCAUUCUCGACUACUACGAGCUUAGCACAAUACUUUUCCUUCCGCAUCUAGCAUGGAGUCCUUCAUCCCUGAGGAAGUUCUCGCUCUCUGUUGUAGCAUGUAGAUACGACAUGGGCGAGAAAGAUACGUCAAUUAAAGACGUCUUUGGACUGUUCAGCUCGGCCAAAGAUCCGGAUACAGGAGAGUCGGCUCUGGCGCCUUUGGAUGUGAGGAGAAACGCUGCGAAUUUCAUCAUUGCCGGCUCCGAUACAACCGCUAGCUCUAUCGCAGCAACGUUCUUCUACUUGGCGCGUAACCCAACUGCAUACUCCAAAGUAGCUCAAGAAGUCCGCUCAAUUUUCCACUCAGCUUCUGAUAUCCGUGCGGGGCCCGCUCUCAAUCAUUGCGUCUAUCUCCGUGCAGCAAUAAAUGAGUCGCUUCGCAUGGCCCCUGUUGCCGCGCAACCUCUGUGGCGUGAAGUUGACCCGGGCGGAUGCAUGGUCGAUGGGGAAACAAUUCCUGGAGGUUUAAACGUCGGGGCAUCAAUCUUCUCUCUUCACCACUUGUCUGACGCUUUCCCUGAUCCUUAUAAAUGGGACUUCGAGCGUUGGAUUGUUAAUCCCAAGAAAGAUGAAGAAGCGGAAAAGGAAAGGAUCAAGGAGAUGUCGAGGAGCUUUGCGCCAUUCUCGGUGGGCCCGAGACAGUGUAUUGCGAAAAACUUUGCGUUGAUGGAGUUGAUGCUUACGAUGGCGAGUGUGUUCUAUAGACUGGAUUUUGAGAGCGCGGGGAAGCUGGGUGAGGGGAAGAAGGGUACCGGAUGGGGUCGUGAAAGGGAGGAGGAGUUCCAGUUCAAGAGCUAUUUCACAAGUUAUAUGGUUGGACCAAUGAUUAGAUUUAGGAGGAGGGAAAUUUGAAGAAAGUGUUUUGAUAGGGAAUUUGGAGGGUAGUUGGAUGGAAGGAGUGCUGAAUAAACGGGUGGGCAAUCGUUGAUUUUUGUCAAUCUAAAGCAGACGUUUGGUUAAGCGAAGCCGUGUGUUUUUGAUGAUACCUCGGCCUCGACAUCUCGGUUGCAACAUAAUCGACAAAUCAACCGUCCGGGUACGAAGGAGCACAUUUUAACAGGCGCACGCUGCCUUUACUUAUCUCGCUUUAACAUCAAGGUUAAAUUUCAGAAUAAUGGAGAACUGCAAGCAAACGGG
Messenger RNA from Hyaloscypha bicolor E, 1956 nucleotides. Its product is annotated as cytochrome P450 family protein. Gene Ontology annotation, molecular function: iron ion binding; heme binding; monooxygenase activity. NCBI's taxonomy places the organism in Eukaryota, Fungi, Ascomycota, Leotiomycetes, Helotiales, Hyaloscyphaceae. The transcript is spliced from 6 exons. Bases 112 to 1671 code for a protein of 519 amino acids. The record is from RefSeq and is a predicted model, not a curated record.